ACGACCUCAGGCCUGUAUGGAGCCACGCCCUCCCGAGCGCCAUGCUGGGUGUUCGCGGCGCGGGGCUCGCGCGGGGCCUGCGGGUAAUGACGCAGGCGUGGCUGCGGGAUUCCGGCGCGCUGGCCCUCGCGCGCGCGGCCGGCACGCCCCGCGCCAGGCACUGGCAGCCUUCUGCCGGGCCGGGACCGCGCACGCGUCGGCUCAGCCUGUCGGCCGCCGCGGUCGUGAACUCGGCGCCCCGCCCCUUGCAGCCCUACUUGCGCCUCAUGCGUUUGGACAAGCCUAUUGGAACGUGGCUGUUGUACCUGCCAUGUACUUGGAGCAUUGGUUUAGCAGCUGAACCAGGUUGUUUUCCAGAUUGGUACAUGUUGUCCCUCUUUGGCACUGGAGCUGUUCUGAUGCGUGGAGCAGGCUGUACUAUUAACGACAUGUGGGACCGGGACUAUGAUAAAAAGGUUGUAAGAACAGCAAGUCGUCCAAUAGCUGCUGGAGACAUCUCAAUUUUUCAAUCCUUUAUUUUCCUCGGGGGACAGCUGACCUUGGCACUGGGUGUUCUUCUGUGUCUGAAUUACUACAGUAUAGCUCUGGGAGCAGCAUCCCUACUUCUUGUCAUCACCUACCCGCUAAUGAAAAGAAUUACAUACUGGCCUCAAUUAGCCUUGGGGUUGACUUUUAAUUGGGGAGCAUUACUUGGAUGGUCUGCUAUCAAGGGCUCCUGCGACCCAUCUGUUUGUCUGCCUCUUUAUUUUUCUGGAAUUAUGUGGACGCUAAUUUAUGAUACUAUCUACGCUCACCAGGACAAAAGAGAUGAUGCUCUGAUUGGUCUUAAGUCCACGGCGCUGCGGUUCCAUGAAAACACCAAGCGGUGGCUUAGUGGCUUCGGUGUGGCGAUGCUGGGGGCACUGAGCCUGGUGGGAGUGAACAGUGCUCAGACCGUGCCCUACUACACUGCUCUGGCUGCUGUAGGAGCCCAUCUGGCACACCAGAUUUACACUCUAGAUAUCCACAGACCUGAGGAUUGUUGGGAUAAAUUUACCUCCAACCGAACACUAGGACUAAUAGUUUUGUUAGGGAUUGUCCUCGGGAAUUUGUGGAAAGAAAAGAAGACAGAUGAAGCAAAGGAAGGUAUGGAUAGUAGAAUAGAAAAUUAGCAAAUGAAGUGGAUCUAGGAAUGUUUAAAACAAAUUUUACAAAACACUCUCAGGUCUUGUUACCACAUAAUUAGAUUUGAAUAAACAGUCUUGCAAUAUGUUAAAGAAUUAAGAACCACGAGAUGAAGACGUAGACCAUAUUUGCCUGGAUUUAGUUCAAGUAUUUUCUAGGAAAAUCCUUCCCCUGUCUCAGAAACCAGGAACUCUUUAGCAUUUGAGUGACCUUGAGUACUUAAGUGGAUGCAUUCUAACUGCUCAUAAUUCCCAUCUGCAGUACGGUAAUGGUAGGAGUUUCGGCACUUUAAAAGACACCUGAUUUGUAUCUCAUCUAAAUGAAUGAAUGUGGGAAAAUGGACUUUACUUUUAGGGAAAAAUAAAAGCUGGCAAGUUGGGGUUUAUUGUGCUUUGUUAUGACCUUUACUCACUGCCAAAAGCUGUAAGUUAGGAAACCAUUCUGUUUUUUUAUAUUUUAGGAGAAUUUAAGUAAAUAAAAGCUUUUAUCUACAAUA
This is a messenger RNA of Acinonyx jubatus (cheetah), 1660 nucleotides long. RefSeq names its product coenzyme Q2, polyprenyltransferase (gene COQ2). Gene Ontology annotation, cellular component: mitochondrial inner membrane. The coding region runs from base 42 to 1151 and encodes 369 amino acids. The record is from RefSeq and is a predicted model, not a curated record. The transcript is spliced from 7 exons. NCBI's taxonomy places the organism in Eukaryota, Metazoa, Chordata, Mammalia, Carnivora, Felidae. Gene Ontology annotation, biological process: ubiquinone biosynthetic process.